AUGAAUGAAUAUAGAAACGUAUUAUUAAUUGGUCGUACAGGUCAAGGCAAGUCUUCCUUAGCCAAUAUAAUAGUAAAUGAUGAGAAAAAGUUCGAAGUAGGAGGAAACUUUGUUGAAGUUUUCAAAAGGGGUAAAGAUCAAACUAGAAAGACUCAAUCCAAAAAAAUUAGGUUGAAGAUAGAUGUGGGUGGGGAAAUAAAGGAUGUAAAUUACCGAAUAAUUGACACUGUGGGAAUUGAUGACACAACAUUAAGUAAAAGGGAGAUGUUAAUUGAGAUAGCUAAAGUAUGUAAAAAAGUCAGGAAAGGAAUAAAUCGAAUUUUAUUUGUAUGUGGAGAAAAUUUAACUCCACAAGAAAUUGAUGCUUAUAACAUAAUAAGAAGAGUUCUUUUUGACGAGAAAGUUGAUAAAGACAUUACUAAAUAUAUUACAAUUAUUCGAACAAAUUUUGACAUCCAAUCAUUGAUUGAAAAUGAAAAUAAAGCAAUUGUCGAAAUGAUCCAAUCGUGCAAUAAAAGAGUUGUUCACAUAAAUAAUCCAUCAAUAAAUAUGAAGGGAAAAGGAGAAAUGAUACAAGAACAAAUUAAUCUCAAUAAGAAAAUCUGUAAGUAUGCUAGAAAGAGAGUAAUAGAUCAUUUAGUGACUUGUGAAGAUGUUUACAAGCCGGAGAGUUUGGAUGCGAUAAACGAAAGAAUUGACCGCUUAUUAAGUGAAAACAAGGAGUUGCAAGAACAACUAGAUGAAAUGCAAGAAAAAUAUAAUACAUUACAAGAACAAUUAAAUAGAUUAAGUGAUACAGAUGAAAGAUCAAAUGAAAUAAGUUUUACUCAAGAUGUGUUUAAUGAAUUUGAAAGAAGAAUGGAAAAAAAUGAACUAAAAAAGACAAUGGAUGGAAUAAUGAAGAAAAUAGAUGAAAUAAAAACAUUGAUCCACGAAAAUGAGGAAUCUAUAGAGAUAGGUUUUUUUGCAACCAUUGGAAGAGGUUUAAAUAAGUUAUCUAAAACGGCGAUAGAAUUAGCAGGAGAGGCAUUAGAAAAUAAUAAAUGCCCGAUUCUUUAA
This is a messenger RNA of Cetraspora pellucida, 1059 nucleotides long. NCBI's taxonomy places the organism in Eukaryota, Fungi, Glomeromycota, Glomeromycetes, Diversisporales, Gigasporaceae. The record is from the annotation of a GenBank genome assembly.